Molecule: messenger RNA, 2993 nt
Organism: Anoplophora glabripennis (Asian longhorned beetle)
Lineage: Eukaryota; Metazoa; Arthropoda; Insecta; Coleoptera; Cerambycidae
Product: heterogeneous nuclear ribonucleoprotein U-like protein 2
Exons: 14
Coding region: 92-2911 (939 amino acids)
Molecular function (GO): protein binding
Source: RefSeq, a predicted model, not a curated record
CAUUUGCAAAACUGCGCGUGGUUUACGUGUGUGGAAAGUUUUUGUGUAGUACUUAAGUUUUUUAAAGAGAUAAAAACUAUUUAUAGUGAAAAUGAGUUCUACAAUAGAUCCUGCAAAGUUAAAAGUUGUGGAUUUAAGGUCUGAGCUUUCGGCACGUGGAUUAGAUACCAAAGGAAAUAAAGCGGCUUUGGUAAAACGUUUAAAAGAUGCGUUGGAACAAGAAUUAAAACAAGAUAUACCUGACACUUCCAUCGCAGAUACAUCCACGGAAGAUCUAGAUACCUCACAGUGUGAAGAACGAUCUCAAGAAUCACCUGAGAAAGAGAGUACUAUAGCAUCUGCCUCAGAAACUAUAGAGUUGGGAAAACCAAAAUCAGAAACUGCUUCUGAACGAUUAAGUGAAACGAACGAUUCUAAUUUAGAAUCUUCUUCUAAAUCGGCUGCUCCCGAAAUCAAAGUAGAUCAUAUUGAAGAACCUACAUUUAAAAUUGAAGCUAUAACUCCUAAAGAAGUAAAUCAAAUGAAAAUGGAAGAAAAUGGAGAACAUUCAGAACAGAAAGAAAAUACAAAAUUUGUAUUAUCUGAUGAAAUAUCUGAAAAAGCUGAAAAUCAAGAGUCCUCAGAAAGUAAAGAACAGGAUGCUCCUAAAUCAGAUGAUUUGGAACAGAAAGGGGAAAAACGCAGAAGAACAAGCAAUUCUCCCGAAAGGUCCCAGCGCAGAAGAAGCAGAUCUCCUAUCAAAGAAGACGAACCUUUACUUGAUAAUAACAAAGUUCAGCUUAGUUGGUAUGACUCCGACCUUCAUCUUCAACUUGAUAAAGAAUCAUUUUUAUCCGCAAAGCCCUUAACCGAAGGGGCUUUUGGCUAUGCAUGGGCCGGAGUCAGAGCCACGCACGGUGUCUCCUCUGGAAAGGUGUGUUAUGAGGUCAAACUGACAGAGCAGAUAAAAUGGGAAGAUUUUUCAAAAUACUAUGAACAGCGGGGAGGUAGAGACCGAUAUAGAACAGAUCAUAGAAAGAAUCAGAAGAGGGAUAAAGAUAAGAAAGAUGUGGAAAAGAAAUCUGAGGAAAAAUUAAAAUCUGAAAAUGGGCAAGUCAAAGAUGAAAAGUCUACAGAAAAAGAGGAAAAAUGUUUAGAGACGGAUGAAAAAUCUACUGAAAAAAAUGAGCCUACUGAAGAGAAGGAAAAUUUAUCCGACAAGGAGGACCAAACAGAGAACAUCGCUGAAAAAGUAGAGGAUGCUUCAACAGAAACGGUAGAAAAAUCUAAAGACGUAGAGCACAAAACUGAAAAAACUGAUGACAAAGAAAUGGAAGUUGAUACUCCUGAAGAAAACAAAGAUCUAAAAGAAGAGCAAAUGGAUACUACAGAAAGCAAAACAGAAACUCAACCUGAACCUCUUCCCACUCAUUUGUUUAGAGUAGGGUGGUCACUUGUCACUUCAAGUUUGCAGCUUGGAGAAGAAAAAUUUUCAUAUGGUUACGAAUCCACUGGAAAAUUUGUUACAGAUAAACAAUUUACGGAUUAUGGAAUUACAUUUGAAGCUGGAGAUGUUAUAGGUUCUUUUUUGAACAUCGAUGCAGAAAAUGUAACUAUUACUUACACUGUUAACGGGCAAAUUCAACCUAUUGCCACAACUAUCCCAAAAACGGAUUUUCCUGAUGAAGAUUUCAGCCUAUUUCCACACGUUCUUUCAAGGAAUUAUGCUUUUGAAUUCAAUCUAGGCGAAAGAGAAGAGCCAUGGUUUGCCAUACCGUCUGAAUUGGAAGGUUAUAUAUUUUUAAGCAAAAUCGAAGAUAAAGUUUCUGGACCUGUAAGACCGGAAAGUCGGGGAGAGUGCGAGGUUAUAUUAAUGUGCGGACUACCUGCUUCUGGAAAAUCACAUUGGGUUAAGGAGCAUGUUACGUCGAAUCUUGAUAAGAAGUUUACUGUUCUUGGAAAUUCCAAUUUGUUGGAAAAAAUGACGGUAUCCGGUGAACCUUUGAAAAGAAAAUUUAAAGGACGAUGGAGUUCGCUCAUGGACAAACUUCAAAAAAGUUUAAAUAAGUUGAUAACAAUAGCCGCCCUCCGCAGAAGAAACUACAUUAUAGAUCAGACAAACGUGUUCCCAUCAGCCCAACGCCGUAAAAUGCGGCCAUUUGAGGGCUUCAAGAGACGUGCUGUGAUAGUUGUAGUUGGAGAUGAAGAACAAGCUAGACGUCAAUCUUUGCAAGAAGCUCAGGACGGUAAAGAUGUUCCCGAUAGCACCAUACUUGAAAUGAAAGCUGCCAUGUCAUUACCAGAAAAGGGGGAUUGGUUGGAAGAAGUUACGUAUGUGGAACUUGAAGAAUCUGAAGCUAAAGAAAUAGUGAAAAAAUAUAAUGCUGCAGGUAAAGAAGCUGGAUAUGGAAGCGAAAAAAGGUUUGGUCGAAGAGACGACAGAUGGCAAAAUAGAAGGAAUGAUUUUCGUGGCAAAAAUUUCCGUGAGAGAAGCUACCACAAUCAGAGGUACGAUUCUAGAGGUCCUAGACAAGGAGGAUGGAAUAAUCAGAGAUCUGGAGGAAAUAAUUGGAAUAGGGACCGACGUAAUAAUAGGGGUCCCCCCAGUCGAGAAUGGAGAGGUAGUGGCCAUGAUCACGGAUCAAGAGAUGUUCACAGUCAAGGAGGAAAUUACAAUAGGCAUCGCCCGCAAGGUGGUAACAGGGGUCAUGGCAAUUGGUCUGGUGGCAACUGGAGUGGUCAGGGUUGGAAUCAGCAAGCAUUUGGUACUGGAAGUGGUGGAUACGGGGGAAAUCAAAAUUGGAAUAACCAGUGGAAAUAUGGUGGUGGUAGCGGCGGAUCGGGUAGUGGACAGCAAGGAUACGGGAGCGGUUACGGUAAUUGGAAUUAUUACGGUCAAUAUGGGCAACAAAACUGGAAUAGUCAGAAGUAGUCCUGUCCCUCCGAGAAUCAUAAUCAAGGAGAAUUUAUUUAGUAAACCUAAAAUUGAAUUAUAAAUUCGUUUAAUCUAAUUC